AUGGACUUCAGGGCAGCGGCGGACCUUGACAAUGAGAAGAGGGCCCACGUUCUGGAAAUCAUCGAUAGGCUCCGUGACUUAGGAAUUGGUGAAACAGUUCCACUCCCACAGCUUGUUGUAGUAGGAGACCAGUCAAGCGGCAAAUCCUCCCUCCUCGAAGGCCUCACCGGAAUGUCGUUCCCGAUUGCAAGCGACCUUUGCACACGUUUCGCUACACAGAUCGUCCUCCGUCGCGCACAUCACGAUGACGCCGCAGCAAGAAUAACCAUUAUUCCCGGACCAGGGACACCCUUGGAUGAUGAACUUGAUAAUCGGCUUCGCAGCUUCCAGAGGACUUUAGUAGCUGAUCAAUUCGGAAGCGAAGAGUUUGGACAGAUAUGUGAUGAGGCUGCGGAAUUCAUGGGCCUACCUGGUCCCAAUUCAAAGGACAUCGAAAGUAUCGGCAAGAGGUUCUCCGAUGAUACCUUGAAGAUUGAGCUAUCCGGCCCGGACCAGCAUCACUUGAGCGUUGUCGAUGUCCCAGGUCUCUUCCAUAACCCGACUAAGUACCAAACGGCCGAGGAUCGUGUCAUCAUUCGGAAUCUUAUCCAGUCAUAUAUCACGGACAAGCGGACAAUCAUACUGCGAGUGGGCGAAACUCUGACUUGA
Messenger RNA from Aspergillus calidoustus, 648 nucleotides. The record is from the annotation of a GenBank genome assembly. Lineage: Eukaryota; Fungi; Ascomycota; Eurotiomycetes; Eurotiales; Aspergillaceae.